AUGCGUCGUGUCAAAAAGUCUCGUAAUGGGUGUGCCCGGUGCAAGAGCAAACGAGUGAAAUGCGGGGAAGAACGACCUCAUUGUAGUCGAUGCACCCGCCUGGGUGUCAAUUGCCCUGGAUACGUCCAGUCUCUGCGCUGGGUCACCAAGUAUCCGCCGCAGGCCCCCGGGGAGUCGAACAAAGAUCCCACUGGCGAUGUUCCCAGUGAUUCUCGCACCAUCCCGAAUCAAUGUUCCGAUCCCAAAGAUCUGACUACCAGCCCUGCCGACUAUGUUGACCCACUGACACAGUCGUUGGCCACGGACAAUGACAGCCUAAACUUCACCACUUCCGACGAUCCGGCCAAUCCGCAGGGUCUAGAAUUAGGCGGACCAAGCGGUAUAUGUGACAACUUAUGGGACUUACAGCAGUCAGGCUCGCUACCGGAACUGGCAGACCUCCAUUCUCCAGCAUCGGCAUCAACAGCUAGCCAAAAUAACCCGGCAUUGAACUUCGAGACACCGGGAACUAAUGCAGAUGAUCCAUUCGGGCUGUUCUCUUUGGCCGCGCCGAUUCUGCAAGAUGAGCCUCACAUCUUUUCUGGCUUUUCACCUUCUACGAUAGUACGCCAGUACCCUCCACCUGGCUCGAGGCCAUCACAGCGGGACUUCACCUCGAUUCCGCAGCCCCUCAACAACCCUUCGUGGACGCUCGUGGAGUACUACUUCAAAGAGGUGGCGGCCUUGUUCUCGAGCUAUGACAGUCAAAUGAACCCAUUCCGGUCGACGGUUUCCCGACUGUGGGGCUCGUCGUUGGCCAUGUGUCGAACCAUGCAGAGCAUGGCGGCCGCAACGCUCGUCCACGACUUUCCCCAGUUCGGACCACUAGGCCGGAAAAUGCGUGAUGAGGCAGUCGACAUCAUCACAAAGGAAUCGACACUGGACGACAAGUCACUCCUCGCUUUGCUGAUGCUUGGCCAAACGGCCAGCUGGCAUGACCCCAAGGACCUUGGCAUUUCCUUUUUCAACCUGUUGCGAAAUCAUCUGGACACCAAGCACGCCGGGCCACCAAUUCCAGGCCGUAGCAACAACCAUCAAUUCUUCGAAGAAGCUUUAGUCUACUGGGAAAUGCUCCUGUCAUUCGUGGCAGAUGAUUCGGCGGUCUUACCAGGAUCCGCGGCCGCCACAACGGGUGAAUCGCUCGUCCUACAACGCGUUCCUCAUCCAUGGACAGGCAUAGCGCGCGACACCCAGCAUACCGUCCAAGAAGUAGGAAGACUUAUACGUCGAGAGCGAAGACGAAUCCGCUCCCGCUGCUUUACCUCACACUCAGACAUUGCACGAGCCCAGCGCGCCAUGGCAAAAGCAACAGAGCUAGAAGAGCGACUUUUGGGUCUAGCACACCCAGCCGAAGCUGAAAUCAUCAGUCCAGGCGACGACGAAACCCCAGUCUGGCAUCUUCUCACAAUGGCCGAAGUAUACCGCUGUACUGGUCUAAUGCAACUAUACCGGGUCUUUCCCGAUCUUCUUCGCCAACGCCUACCCAUGCAACGGCCUUCCCCAAACCCACAAGCUCCAGAAUCAGCCAUGCAGGAUCCGUUUCUCUCUCCUCCAAUGGGCAGUAGUACAUCCUGGUACUGCGACCCUUCAUGUCCGCCCCCCAAACCCACCGACCCUGCCGAUCCAACAACAACAACAACCACCACCGCACAUUCAGGCUCCGAAUCCGACACUUACUACGAUACCUGGCUGACCGAAUUCGCCCUCACCACUCUUUCCCGCCUAAAAACCAUUCCCCUUGAGUCUCGUACCCGGUGUCUCCAGCCCUUCCUCCUCGUAGCCUCGAGCAGCGAGCUCCGUCUUCCCCGCCUGCCCCCACUAGACGCUACUCUGGACAGCAGCAACGGCCCAAGCAUCUCCUCCCAUGCCAUCGACAUCUCGCAAACCCGUCGGUUCAUCCUUGGCCGGCUCACCUCGUAUCUGCACGUGCUCCCUCCCAAGCCCAUUAGCGUCUGUCUGCAGCUGGUGCGGGAGGUUUGGCGGCGCAUGGAUGCCGGGGAACAGGACGUUUAUUGGAUGGAUGUGAUGAUAGAAAAGGGCUGGGAGACGACGAUGGGGUAGUCUUUCGAUUCUUGUGUUUGCUUGAAGUGCCAGCUGGGGACUGUAAUGAAUGAUGAACUUGAAAGGAUUUAGUAUUUCCUGUUCCAGGUGCUUUGUUCAUAUUGCUAGGGGUGUAUAUUUAGCGUUUCAUAGUAUUAGUACUAGUAUCUAGGUCGUUUCUU
Aspergillus vadensis CBS 113365 is the source of this 2261-nucleotide messenger RNA. RefSeq lists its product as uncharacterized. Gene Ontology annotation, biological process: positive regulation of transcription by RNA polymerase II. Gene Ontology annotation, cellular component: nucleus. The record is from RefSeq and is a predicted model, not a curated record. Gene Ontology annotation, molecular function: zinc ion binding; DNA-binding transcription factor activity, RNA polymerase II-specific; transcription cis-regulatory region binding. NCBI's taxonomy places the organism in Eukaryota, Fungi, Ascomycota, Eurotiomycetes, Eurotiales, Aspergillaceae. The coding region runs from base 1 to 2100 and encodes 699 amino acids. The transcript has 2 exons.